This is a messenger RNA of Columba livia (rock pigeon), 3372 nucleotides long. RefSeq names its product solute carrier family 49 member 3 (gene SLC49A3). The transcript has 10 exons. Gene Ontology annotation, cellular component: membrane. Gene Ontology annotation, biological process: transmembrane transport. Gene Ontology annotation, molecular function: transmembrane transporter activity. Bases 69 to 1487 code for a protein of 472 amino acids. NCBI's taxonomy places the organism in Eukaryota, Metazoa, Chordata, Aves, Columbiformes, Columbidae. The record is from RefSeq and is a predicted model, not a curated record.
CAGAGGGGGCGCGGAGAGAGUGGGGGGGCGCGGAGCGCGGUGGCCGUGUCGAACCGAGUCGCGCCGAGAUGGACGGCGCCGAGGUAGCGAGCUUGUUGGGGGAGCGUGGCCAGGGGCAACUGGCCCAGUUCAAGACCUACCGGCGGCGGUGGUUCCUGCUGGCUGUCGUGUGCCUGCUGAACUGCUCCAACGCCAUGCAAUGGCUGACAUUUGCUCCAGUGGCUGAUAAGACAGCUGCCUACUUCCACAUUUCCCUGGAGAUGGUCAACUGGCUCUCAAUUGUGUACCUCCUCGUCUCGAUCCCAUUUGGUCUGGUGGCAACAUGGGUUCUCGACAGCGUGGGGCUCAGAUGUUCUGUGAUCCUGAGCGCAUGGCUGAACAUGACAGGCAGCAUCAUCCGGAUAUUCAGCGUCCUGAACUUCCUGAGCUUGGGUUCCCAGAAUUACUGGUACCUAUUUAUUGGGCAAUGCUUCUGUGCACUGGCACAGCCCCUUGUCAUCUUUUCACCAACAAAACUGGCAGCACUAUGGUUCCCAGACCACCAGAGAGCAACAGCAAAUAUGAUCGCAUCAAUGUCCAAUCCCUUGGGUAUUCUUAUAGCAAACGUGCUGUCACCUGCACUAGUUCCUGAAGGAAAACACAUCCCAUUGAUGCUGGGUGUUUAUGCCAUCCCAUCCGUAACAGCCUGUGCUCUAGCAACUGUGGGGAUUCAUGAGAAGGUUCCUCCAACGCCUCCUUCAGUCAGUGCCACUAACUCGACUUCCCAGCCAUUCCUUACAGGGCUCAAAAUGCUCCUGAGAAACAAGCCAUACCUCAUCCUGGCAUUGUGUUUUGGAGGAGGAAUUGGGAUGUUCACCUGCUUUUCAGCUCUGCUAGAACAGAUCCUUUGUGAAAAGGAAUAUUCAAAUGAAUUUGCUGGCCUGAACGGUGCACUGUUUACAGUGUGUGGUUUGUUGGGUGCUUUCCUGUUAGGCCUGUAUGUCGACCGGACAAGGAAGUUCAUAGAGUCCACCAAGAUUUGUUUCUGUCUGAGUGCACUUGCCAGCAUCAUGUUUGCAGUGACUUCACGAUUCAGACACCAGGCUGUCACGCUGGCUGUCACCAGCUCGCUCUUUGGUUUCUUCGGUUUUGCCAUCUACCCCAUUGCCAUGGAGCUGGCUGUGGAGUGCUCCUACCCUGUGGGAGAGGGCACAUCUACAGGUCUGAUUUUUGUUGCAAGCCAGAUUGAAGGCGUGAUUUUAAUGAUUCUGCUACAAGCCCUCACUGUGCAUGUUUCUGAGGAUACAUCCUCCACCUGUGCCCUUGACCAGGAUGGAGCCCUGGACUGGACAAAUCCUGUACUGGUCCUGGCAGGCCUCUGCAGCGCUGUGGCUUGUUUCUACGUCAUCUUCUUCCACACUGACUACAAGCGGCUCCAUGCUGAGACAAAUAGUGGCGAUUUGGUCAACGCAGAAGAUGCUGCAAUAGCAGAUGUUCCUGAAGCCUAACCAGGGGAUGCCAGGGACCCAGUAAGGGAAGGACUUAGGCCUGUGGACAGGGACUAUGACUGCAAAUGCUCAGCUGGCACACUGGGAUAUCCAGUGUUGCACAACAUAUCCUGUUGUAGAACAAAACAGGGCUAGAGCAGAGUCACUGCAGCACUUUUGCUGUGCUUACCUCAAUCUUGUAUUUAUUUGUGAGUCUUGGCUGUAAGAAAGGCUGUGCUGCCAGGAAGGUCAAAAUGGGACUGGAGAACUCUGCAGGUAACAGGGAUUUUUAGGUGACUUGAUUCAAGCUAAAGAAAUGUUGCAGAGGAGAGGAGCAUCGUAUUUCAACCAUUUUUUUCAUUCAUGUUCUUGGAUCAGGGGUGAAGCUUUCAGAGAGGUAGAAGCUGUGCCUGUCACAAAUCUAGUGGAAAACUUCUGUUUAAGAGCUGUGCUUCCUGUAUGGCGUAACAACUCUUCCACUCUAAGGCUGGAGCUAAUUGUGCCUCUUAGGUAAAGCACAGUAGGAGCUGGUGCAUCCUCCCAUUACAGCAGGGAAGUGCAGGUAUGUGAUCUGUAAUGCAAAUCUGUCACAAUGAGCCACUUUGUUCUCUCCUACAAACAGGAAAAGCCCUACCUGCAGUGCUGCCUGUGAAAGAAAAUAUUAAGAAGCAGAAGUUAAAUACAGCAGUAUUCCUCACCCUUCUGGUCCCCUGUCAGCUGCUGAGACAUGCAGGAUAAGCUUGUUUUACUUGGGCUUCUGUUGUUUCUCCACUUCUCCUGCAAUUCCAGUGGUUUAAGUUUUCCACAAGAAAACGAACCUGCUGCUGUAAGAUUAGGGUAGUGUAGCCUGCACAGGCCAGAGAAUUGGCAAAGGGGACCACUUAGAGCAGGGGUGUCAAACUAAUUUUCAUGGGAGUCACGUCAGCCUCACGGUUGCCUUCAAAGGGCUGAAUGUAAUUUUAGGACUUGCAACUGUGACGCUGAAGUGGCCCCCCAUGAAAAUUAGUUUGACACCCCUGACUUAGAGAACACAGGGACCUGUUAUAAGUUUCUGUAGAUGACAUGGGAUUUUUGGGGAAGACCAAGUAAGAAACAACAUCAACGAACAUCUUGCAAUUAUCUCUGCAACUCACAGCUAUUAUUGAAUGUUAGAAGACAUGGUUAGUGACACAGAAUAUCCCAGUUGGAGUUCAGUUACCCUAGCAAUUGCAAUGGAUGGAUUUUUCAUUUUACAGUACAUCCACAGCAGUCCAGUGUCCUGCUUUGGGGUUCAGGUCUAGAUGUGCAACCUGAGAACAUUUUGCCCCCUAACAUUUCAGUGACAAAAAAGUGAGAUAGAUGGGACUUGGUGAUAUUUCUUACCAUGCAUCAUGCAAGGAACGUGAGUACUUGCUGAUUAAGGGAAUUUGAUGCAAAUUGGACCUGUGACUGGCUUUGUCCAGUCCAGCUAGAGGAUGAUCCCAAAGCCAAGUAUGCAUCUUCCCCGAGGAACACUGUACAGAGGAGCUCUCUCAAUACCUGAAUUCUCUUCCACAUUAGCACAUGGAAAUCUCUCCCUUUGUAAAAUGCCUAGCUACAUCCUUCUAGGGAGCCUGCUAGUUCCUAUAGCUCCUGCUUUGCUCUCACCAGUAAGCACUGGUGUUUGUCAAAAGGAGCAGGAAGGAAGUCUGAAACUGAGGUGAGACAAUAUCAGUUUUGACCUGUCAGAGAAAUGAGAUUAGCUGUCCUUUGCAAAACUAGCUGGUCAGUUCUGCAGCCCUGGACCUAAUAAACCAAAUAGAUUAACAACAAAUUUACCUGUCACUUCUGAGUCCUACUGUACUGGGAAGCAAGAAGCACUUGAUACUUCAUAAUUUUAUAUAUUUACAAAUGUUUACACUUUCUAAUAAAGAGUUGUUUAAGGAAA